This is a messenger RNA of Hemicordylus capensis (graceful crag lizard), 3579 nucleotides long. It is a transcript of the gene VWC2, whose product is annotated as von Willebrand factor C domain containing 2. Gene Ontology annotation, molecular function: protein binding. Gene Ontology annotation, cellular component: AMPA glutamate receptor complex. The coding region runs from base 788 to 1789 and encodes 333 amino acids. Gene Ontology annotation, biological process: negative regulation of BMP signaling pathway. The transcript has 4 exons. The record is from RefSeq and is a predicted model, not a curated record. Lineage: Eukaryota; Metazoa; Chordata; Lepidosauria; Squamata; Cordylidae.
CCUCCCCACCCAGUCCAGUGAAGGCGGGAAUUCAGAGUGAGACAGCCAGGAAAACGAGGCAGAUGCUGCAGUUCGGGUGCCUUGUUGCGGGAGGCGCUCCAGCAAGUCUCCCCGCUUCCCCGCCACCGGCCAGCCCCGCUUGGGCUUGGAAGCUGUGCCCGUGAGCUUUCGGUCUGGGACGCCGAAGACGAUGAAUUCGCAUUUCGGAGGAGGCAGUAGCAGCGAGCUGCGGCCGCUGAAAGAGUAGCGGAGCGAGGGAAGCCAGCGAGCAACGCAGCGGUCCCCUCAAGUAGAAGACCCGGGAGGCGGCUGACCUGUGCACUCCAUCCUCCCUGUCGAAGAGGGGAGAAUGGGAUGCUGAGGGAGGGAGGAGGAGGGAGGGAGGAAGAAGCCGCAAUGUGAAAAGCGCCAAGGAGGAGCCCGCCUCCCCCCUCGUCCCCUUCCCCAAGAGGCUGAACCGGUAUAUUUCUCUGUGUGUGUGUGUGUGUGUGUGUGUGUGGUGAAGUGACUGGUGCUGUGCCUUUGCCUCGCCGGGCGAAGAGACGAGGGGAGCGGGCAGCGGCUCCGGCUGCCCGCUCGCCCACCCCUCUCCCUUCAGGACAGAGGAUGGGAGCGAAAGGAGAGGUGCCGUUUCUCCCGCACAGAGGAGCAGCUGACUGGCUGGGCUGAGAUGAAAGGAAGAGACCUACCUUGCUUGGGCUAUGUGUGUGAAGGCACCGUGGAUUGGCGGAACAAUUUUCUUUGAUGUGAAUGAAGCAUGUCCUACCCCUCUGGGAUGCCAUAGGUAAUGCCCAGCUCUACUGCGAUGGCAAUUGGGGCUCUCUCUAGUUCUCUCCUUGUGACCUGCUGCCUGAUGGUUGCUCUCUGUAGCUCCACUGCACCUUUGCAAAAACUGGCCAAGGCUCAAGACAAGCAGGAGAUAAAAACAAACCAAGAAAAGAGAGACCACACAUCAGCCCGAGAGAGCCAGAAUCAGACAGGAUCAGGGAAGAUGAGUGAAAUGGGCAGGAAUGGGAGGGAGGAGGGCACCAGAGACUGGAAGAGCAAAAACAACAGAAAUUAUUCUAAUAAGGAAUCUUGGACUAAGCAAAAGCAAGCAUUGACUAGUCAGUCAAUGAGCAGUAAGCUUGGGAGCCUUCAAGCCCAAGAGCAAAUGGAUGGUGUUCAGGAGGAGCUUCCAGCUGCUGAAGAUUCCUCCCUCUUGGAUGUUAUUGCUAGUACUACUCCUGAACCUCCAGAGGAAUAUGCCUAUCCAGACUACCGUGGCAAAGGCUGUGUGGAUGAGAGUGGCUUUGUUUAUGCGAUUGGAGAGAAGUUUACUCCAGGUCCCUCUGCAUGCCCAUGUCUUUGCACUGAAGAGGGCCCUUUGUGCAUUCAGCCAGAGUGCCCCCGACUCCACCCUCGAUGCAUUCAUGUUGACACUAGUCAAUGUUGCCCACAAUGCAAGGAAAGGAAGAACUAUUGUGAAUUCCGGGGGAAAAUCUACCAGACACUGGAAGAAUUCAUGGUUUCGCCAUGUGAGAAAUGCCGCUGUGAAGCCAAUGGUGAAGUAGUGUGCACAGUGUCUGCUUGUCCUCAGACUGACUGUGUUGACCCUGUAUAUGAACCAGAACAAUGCUGUCCCAUCUGCAAAAAUGGCCCCAACUGCUUCGCGGAGACCACAGUCAUUCCAGCAGGCCGAGAGGUGAAGACUGAUGAAUGCACUAUAUGUCACUGUACUUACGAAGAAGUUACUUGGCGAAUUGAACGGCAAGCUAUGUGUACCAGACAUGAAUGCAAGCAAAUCUAGAUGUACAAAUCCAAUGACUUAAAUGUUUUUAUAAAACAUUUCAAUGUACCAGACGAUCUUCGGGAAAAUAAGGAUCAACCUCAAAAAGAAAUUUUGUUUUGGUUGAGGUCAAAGUAAAUUACAGAUACUUUUUUCCACAGUAUAAAAUAAUACUGUGAAUCAAAUAAGGUUUGGACUCAAAAGUUUCAUGUCUUACUAAAUGUGUUAUAUUUCCACGGUGAGUACUUUAAAGUACAUUAUCAAAGAUUAUAUUAUUUCUAUAAUCUCAUUAUAGAAUUUAAAAUGUUUUAUAUAGAUGAUACAGAUUAAAAUAUUAUAAAUGGUUGACUGUCUUCUUGCAUACCUGGUCAUGCCUAAAAUAAAAUACUGUUUUAUGACAUAAGCUAUUUUUAUGGGGCGGCAACAAUAGGCAUGGAAAGGAUGUCUUUAAAAUUAUGAAUUAAAACAUUGACCAAAGGUGCAAUCUUGACCCAUUAGGGCAUUUGUUGACUUCAGUCAGGUGAGAGUUGUAUGAAAUGUGCAAAUUCGGCCAAAUUUUCUUCUCUUGGCUGUGGGAGAUUACAGAUCACACCAGCAUGAAUGUAUUGUGGUAAGCAUUGGGUGAUCAUGUGACCUGCUAGGUACCUUGACUAAUUUUGGUUUUCUGGUAUAAAACAAGGUACGCUCCCAUCACUAGUCUUGAAAGAUUAUAAUCUGUGAAUUUGCAGUGGCUAAGCGUUUAAUAGGUGUGAAUAAACAGCAUAAUUUGUGCUGCUCUCUAUUUUAACUUUAAUUGAAAUUAUUUACUUAUCCUGCUACACAAACAUGUGUAAGAUAAAACACAUUCCACCUGAAUGUGGUAUGGUAUUAUUCCCAUGAACAACAUGUAAAUUAUUCCUGGAAGGUUAAAUUGCCAAUCAUGGUUCAGACUUAAUGCUCCUCUGGCAAAAGCCCCCAUACUUUCAUGGACUGCAGAUUUGCAAGUUAAUGAGCAAAUUUCCUAAGCAAGGAAAUAACUGAAAGCUAAGGAACGUUUAGCAUUUUUAAUAUACAAAAAAAAAUUUUUUUCAUGUACCCCACAUCAGGUUUUUACAAGUUACUUAUAGAGAUCAUUCACACAAUCAAAAACUGUGUUCUACCUGGAUUAAGGAAAAAGUACCCAGGUUUUCCUCCUACCUUGAUUCCACACAGUUAGCAAAAACUGGGAGCACACAAACUCGAAACCCAGGUAGAAAACAGUUUUUGCUUGUGUGAAUGACCUCAUAUUCUUUUAGAUGUUUCCUGCCAGAAAUUAUCACAGCAGUGUACACAUUACUAAAACAAUUAGUUGUGUUAAUUUGCAGGCAGGGAGAGAAUUCAGUUUUAACUAGCAAAUUCAUAGAAUACAACUUGGGUAGUGACUGCUGUUAACAAAAAUACAGGGGAGGAUGUUGUGAAAAGGAUUUCAUGUUUGCAUUCAGAUCUACGAUACAGGGGAGCAAUAAUUCAGAUGUAGUUCAGCAGUAUUCUAGAUGCACUGUUUAAUAAAGGCAGCCCUCAAGAACAUUCAGAUGUGGGUCAGGAUCCAAUAAUAUACAAGAAGGCUUUGGGAUUAUGUUUAAUGACAGAACCCCCACCCCCACCCAUAUAGCAUGGCAAACAGUUUUUGAAGCUUUUCAAAAAUGGUUUGUGGCAUGAUACAGGAAGUCUGCUGUUCAAAAGGGAAAAGCAAAAAGCCAACUGAGCACUUUGAUGUGCGUAAUGGAGGUCUUUUGAUCUGGCCAUGCUGUGGGUCCCGUGUGAUUAUAAUAAAUGGAAAUUUCUGUUCAGUA